Insectozyma verbasci is the source of this 570-nucleotide messenger RNA. The record is from the annotation of a GenBank genome assembly. Lineage: Eukaryota; Fungi; Ascomycota; Pichiomycetes; Serinales; Debaryomycetaceae.
AUGAAUGAUGAUAAUGAACAAGAGGAUCAAAUAAGAGAGUAUGAGGGCACCACAGAGAAUCAAUCUCAAUCAGAAGCAAGCUCAGAUGAUUAUAUAUUAUCAGACGAUGAAGAAUUACAUAACAUAUUAUCUCACGAUAUAAAUCCACAUUUAAAUACAACAAAUUUAUCAGAUCAUGCUUCUUAUUUUCAGGAUUCAUUAUCAAACGCAAUGGAUUCAAUAGAGAUAGAUAAAUCAUUAGCUCUAAAAGCUCAAAUAUCAGGUAAUAUAAACAAUGAAAAUCAGAAAUUAAUUGAAAAAAAUCAACAAUUAAAAGAAUCAAUACUGAGAUUACAAGAAUUAUUUAAAAAGAAUUUUGCCGUGUCUAACGAUUCAAAAAUUUCAAAAGUAGAUCAGAUGAAGAAUGAUAUUGUUAAUAUUGAAAAACGGAUUAAGAAAUUAACUAAUGGGUACGAAUCAAAGGGAAUAUUUAAAAAUAAAAAAGUUAUGGGUGUUGCUCAGAAGUUUCCUAUUGAGUAUAAUAAAGCUAGAGAUAAAGUACUAGAAAGACAGAUUAAUAUUGAUAGUUAG